This is a messenger RNA of Ananas comosus (pineapple), 1841 nucleotides long. Its product is annotated as hexokinase-1-like. Gene Ontology annotation, biological process: glycolytic process; glucose 6-phosphate metabolic process; intracellular glucose homeostasis. Lineage: Eukaryota; Viridiplantae; Streptophyta; Magnoliopsida; Poales; Bromeliaceae. The coding region runs from base 52 to 1575 and encodes 507 amino acids. Gene Ontology annotation, cellular component: cytosol; mitochondrion. The transcript is spliced from 10 exons. The record is from RefSeq and is a predicted model, not a curated record. Gene Ontology annotation, molecular function: mannokinase activity; ATP binding; fructokinase activity.
CGCUCUCCUCGCUCCACGAUCACAUCCACGAGGUGGAGGAGGAACCACCGGAUGAGGAAGAGCGCGGCGGCGGCGGCGGCGGUGGUGGCGGCGGGGGCUGCGUUCGCCGCCGCGGCGCUCUGGUAUCGCCGGAGCUCGCGACGGUGGAGGCGCGCCGAGCUCAUAAUGAGGGAGCUCAAGGAGCCGUGCGAAACGUCGGUGGAAAGGCUGUGGGCGGUGGCCGACGCCAUGGCCGACGAGAUGAGAGCCGGGAUCGCCUCUGAGGGAAGGACCAGCCUCAGAAUGAUCGCGGAUCCUUCUAUAUCUCUCCCCACCGGUUGCGAGGAAGGGUUAUUCUAUGGUUUGCAGUUUGGCCCAGCAAGUGUUCGGAUGAUUCGCUUAUUACUAGGUGGAAAUGAUGCUCGUGUUGUUGAAAAGGAAAUAUCUGAGGUCCCCGUGCCACCUAAGUUGAUGGUUGGGACAUCUGAGGAAUUAUACAAUUUUAUAGCUGCAGAGCUGGUAAAGUUCAUAUCUACGGGCAAUGCGAAUAUGGGCCCUCAUGAUGGAAUGCCAGGGGAAAUCGGCGUUACAUUUUCAUUUCCUGUUGUUCAAGACUUGGAAUCAGAUUAUUUCAGUGUUGAGUGGACCAUAGGAUUCUCAAUUAAGGAGAUGGAGGGAAGAGACGCUGUGGCAGCCAUGAACAAGGCUUUGGAGAAACAUGGUGUUGAGAUGCGCAUCUCUUUACUGGCUAAUGAUACCGUCGGGAUACUGGCUGGAGGUAGAUACUGCUGUAAGGAAACUGUGGCUGCUGUUAUGUUGGGAAUGAAGACUAAUGCUGCCUACACAGAGCCCUUUAAUGGAGAAAAUCCUCAUAACAAGCACAGAGAUACGAUUAUUAACAUGGAAUUGGGGAAUUUCAAGUCACCUAAUCUUCCUAUAACUGAAUUUGAUACUGAUUUAGAUGCUGCCAGUGCCAACCCUGGAGAGCAGAUCUUUGCGAAGCUCGUCUGUGGAGUAUACUUAGGAGAUAUUGUUAGAAGGGUGCUAUUAAAAAUGGCUGAAGAAACUGCUUUAUUUGGUGACACCAUCCCAUCGAAGCUUAGAAUACCUUUUGUGCUCAAAAUUCCUGAUAUGGCUGCAAUGCAUCAGGACAUGUCAGAGGACCUUAUGGUUGUUGGAGAGAAACUAGAUCAGAUAUUAGGGAUUCCAAAUACUACAUUGAGGAUGCGCAAACUUGUUUUUGAGGUGUGUGAGAUUGUAACAAGACGUGGCGCUUAUUUAGCUGCAGCUGGAAUACUGGGGAUCCUAAAGAAGAUUGGAAAGGAUAGCGCAGAUGAGAAGGUAGCUGUUGCAGUGGAGGGUAACAUCUACGAGCACUACCGACUAUUCCGAGAGUAUUUGCAUAAUGGAGUGGAGGUGAUGCUCCGUGAAAGAGUCGCAACUAAUGUAGUGAUCCAGCACUUUAAUGAUGUCUCAAGAAUCGGAGCUGCACUGCUUUCAGCAUCAAACUCACAUAACGAGCUCGGCUAUAGCUAUGCAGACGCUGUUAAGAGAAGAGUUCCUUCUGAGACAUUUAAUGCCGGCAUAACCAACUAACGUUCCGCAAUCAUCGCGAAAAAGCUUUGAGAAUUCCUUUUUCCACACACGUAUUGACUUCUUUCCAAAUCCAUGGGGUAUCACCCCCUCUUUUUAUUUUUUAUUUAUUAACUUUUUUUGUUUUUGAGCAAGAAGAUAAUGAAACCUAUUGUAUAGUAGCAGACGCAGAUAAUGAUAACAAGAUAGUGAGUGUUAUUAGCUCACAUUAUUUUUGUCUUAGGUGGUGAAAAGUUUAUAGUGUGUACUAUUGUUCAGUGGAAAUCCAA